Aphanomyces astaci is the source of this 1263-nucleotide messenger RNA. RefSeq lists its product as hypothetical. The transcript has 3 exons. Lineage: Eukaryota; Oomycota; Saprolegniomycetes; Saprolegniales; Verrucalvaceae. Gene Ontology annotation, biological process: poly(A)+ mRNA export from nucleus. The record is from RefSeq and is a predicted model, not a curated record. Gene Ontology annotation, cellular component: nucleus. The coding region runs from base 83 to 904 and encodes 273 amino acids.
AUCCCAUUACUAUUACUAAAACAUCGACCACACAUCCGAUCGUAGAGGUUACAACUGUACAUACAUACUCCAGCAAACCACCAUGGCGAUCCUGAACCCGAAGAAGAUGAAGGUAAAUGAGAUCAAGGACGAGCUGGCGAAGCGAGGGUUGAGCCAAGCUGGCCUCAAGCCUGAGCUCAUCCAGCGCCUCGAACUCGCGCUCGAUGAGGAGGAGUUUGGAGGCAUGGACGGCCCGGACUCGACUCCUGUCUCUGCCGCCGUGGAGGUCGAAAAAGUGGCCGCUCCCGCCCCGGUCGCGAAAAAAGCGGACUCUAUCCGAAAUCUCCUUAACGACGACUCUUCAUCUGUGCAAUCGCCCGUGGUUGCGGCGGUGUCUGCGCCAGUGAACGUCGCGGUGGUCGAGCCGUCGACGACGACGACUGCAACCAGUGCCUCCAAUGUAGCGCCGACUGAAGUGCCUGCGCCAGUCAUUGCUUCCGUCGUUGAUAACACCCCCAAGGCGAUCUCAGAGGAGGAAAAGAAGCGCCUUCGCGCCGAGAAAUUUGGCAUUCCGUUGUCGGAGGAACAGAAAAUCCUGGAACGUGCCAAGCGAUUCCAAUUGCCGAGUAUGAGGACUGAUGAUGACGAUGCUGCUGCGCCUUUGCUCACAGACAAAUCGGUGGUACAUGUAGACAAACACGCAGAUGACAGCAAGAAGCAGGACCGCGCCAAACGCUUUGGCCUUCCCGUGGCAGUGGACGCCGGCCAGCUAGAAGAAAAGAAAGCCGCGCGCGCGAAUCGAUUUGGACUCAAUGCCGAAGACGACAAGAAACUGAAACGGGCCAUGCGAUUCAAUAUGGAAACGUCCGAAACGAUCGACGCGAAGAAGAAGCAGCGCUCGGAGCGAUUUGGGCUGUCGACUUAGUAUUGUUAAUUCACAGCGACUACUCAUCCCUUGAAUGCCAUGUGGCUGGCUCACGCAAUGAAUGGCGCAUCGUCGAUUGUAUGAAGUCGAUGUGCGCAAAAGUGCCAAGACUUCUCCUUCAUCGAUCUUGACAGAACAGGCGGCGGCACGCUGCCGGGGCAAGAUCCGCGGUGAUGUGAUGUUGGUUCAUUCCUCGUAGCUCACGUGUAAUGUGCUUCCUAACGAGAACCUUGACAUGGAAGACUCUACAUCGCAUUCCUUGUCGUGAACCCCUCCAAUAUUUCCUUUCUUCGGUCGGGCUCCUUUCGGCACGACGGUUCGAUCGGCGUCCCUUGGUGAGCGGCGGUUGGGAUUUGUAU